Messenger RNA from Anisakis simplex (herring worm), 924 nucleotides. The record is from the annotation of a GenBank genome assembly. Lineage: Eukaryota; Metazoa; Nematoda; Chromadorea; Rhabditida; Anisakidae.
AUGUCAUUAAAUCGACUUCUGACCGUUCAACCUUUAGAUAUGGACGAGAUGAAGGGUAAUAUCGAUCCGCCCAAGCACAAAGUAUAUCAUCGUGCUGAUGUAAUUCACGGCAAAUGUGAAAAUACCCCCACAACCGUUCAAGCCGUACAGUUCCACGGCAUUAAUUCCACCAAAAACGAUGCUCUCAUCAAAGAAGUCGCCUAUCUCUACCAAACAAAGUCCCUAUCACAACUCAUCAAAAACUCCAACCUUGCUGCCAAACAUCUUCAGGAAGUUGGUUUAAUGGAGAAUGCCACAGCACUUAUUGAUACAGUUGACGGUGACCCGGAUAGUUAUGUGGUGAAUUUUGUUGUCAAAGAACCGAAGUCAUUUACACUUGGUGUUAAGGCUGGAAUGACAACUCAUGGUGAUGCAGAUAUGAUGCUGAACGCGGGUAGACAAAGUUUUGGGGGUCGUGGUGAGACGGUGGAUGCAUCUUAUUCGUAUACAAUCAAGGGUGAUCAAAGUUUCGACAUAUCGUUAUCGAAACCGUUCUUGGGCUGGCAAAGGUAUUCGAAUGUAUCGUUGGCCAUUUACCGAAGUCUAGCAACGUUCCCGUGGAAUCACUGUGAAUCGAAGCAGAACGGCAUUCUUUUGCAAUAUAACGGACAACUCUGUGGCAAAACACUGUUGCACAAUAUCAAGCUGAACACGGUAUGGCGUAAACUGCAACCCCAACCCGAAUGCGCGUUCGCGAUUCGCGAGCAUGCCGGGCACACCUUGAAGUGCUCGCUCGAGCAUUCCGUUGCUUACGAUCGACGUAAUCGAGCAUUAAUACCGUCCAAAGGUAUCCUUCUCAAAUUAGCGCAGGAGUAUGCUGGUUUCAUUGGUGAUGCUGCAUUCCUUAGACAUCAAUUCAAUGUCCAGGCAGCCGCCCCGUUAUUU